Molecule: messenger RNA, 1615 nt
Organism: Dermochelys coriacea (leatherback sea turtle)
Lineage: Eukaryota; Metazoa; Chordata; Testudines; Dermochelyidae
Product: thyrotropin-releasing hormone receptor-like
Exons: 4
Coding region: 353-1585 (410 amino acids)
Biological process (GO): phospholipase C-activating G protein-coupled receptor signaling pathway
Cellular component (GO): membrane
Molecular function (GO): thyrotropin-releasing hormone receptor activity
Source: RefSeq, a predicted model, not a curated record
ACGCAGAACCGGGAGAGGGAGAGAGAUGGGCUGCUGUCUGGCGGGGAAGGGACCACCCCACCCAGGCGAGGCUGGGUCCCUGGCCGGUGCGCCAGCCACUGUCCCCGCCCUGGGGGAGCUCAGGCCUCCAGCUGAGAUCCUACGAGGAAGCAAAUGCAUUUCAAGCAAACGAAGCUGAGCUGGUUUGGUCUGAAGAAGCCUCAGAGCGUCUGACUGGGGCAGAAGGCCAAAGGCCACAUCUUGGUGUCUGGGGACACGGACCUGCCCCUUCCAGUUCUCUAUAGAGCUGCGCCAUCUGGAAGCACGUAGGAAGGCAGUGGUGCCAGCUCCUACCUCCUAUCUGCCUGCAGCCAUGGAGAACAGCAGCAAGUUCGACAGCCCCACAAACAUCUCCCUGUUCAGCAGCGACGCUGUCUUUGACAUGAUCGAAUACAAAGCCAUCUCGGUCUUCCUGGUGUUGGUGAUCUGCGGGGUGGGGAUUGUGGGCAACAUCAUGGUGGUGCUGGUGGUCCUCACCACCCGGGAGAUGAAGACGCCCACCAACUGCUACCUGGUUAGCCUGGCAGUGGCUGACCUGAUGGUCCUGGUGGCUGCUGGCUUGCCCAACAUCUCCAACAGCCUGGCGGGGACAUGGAUCUAUGGGCACACCGGCUGUCUUGGGAUAACCUACUUCCAGUAUCUGGGCAUCAACGUCUCCUCCUGCUCCAUCACUGCCUUCACCGUGGAGAGGUACAUCGCCAUUUGCCACCCAAUGCGCGCCCACACCAUGUGCACAGUAUCCCGGGCCAAGCGCAUCAUUGCCUUCGUUUGGAUCUGCACCUCCAUCUACUGCACGCUCUGGUUCUUCCUGGUCGAUAUCAAUGUCAACAAGAGCCAGCACCUGGAGUGUGGCUACAAGGUCUCCCGCAACCUCUACCUGCCCAUCUACCUGCUCGACUUUGCCCUCUUCUUUGUCACCCCCUUGGCUGUGGCCACCAUGCUCUACGGGCUGAUCGGGAAAAUCCUCUUCGCCAGCCCCAUCCCUCACCAAGCUGACUCCACCGCCAAGCCCUGGAGAGAGAGGAGCGGGAGGGAGAAGAACGGAGUGGACACACGGGCGAGCAAGCCCAGCAGCCGCUCCAGGACCAGAGGGGCUCUGUCCUCCCGGAAGCAGGUCACCAAGAUGCUGGCGGUGGUGGUGAUCCUUUUCGCCCUGCUCUGGAUGCCCUACCGGACACUGGUGCUGGUGAACUCCUUCAUGGACAACCCCUUCCUGAACCCGUGGUUCAUCCUCUUCUGCCGGCUCUGUGUCUACACCAACAGCGCCAUCAACCCCGUCAUCUACAACCUCAUGUCCCAGAAGUUCCAGGCCGCCUUCAAGCGGCUGUGCAAGUGCGGGGGGGAGCCACCGCCCCGCAGCCUGUACAUGGUCAUGGCCAGCUACAGCCUGGCGAGGGAGCCCCUGCCGCCCACUCCCCAGCCCCAGGACCACAAGGAAGGCAAACAGCCUCCACCGGUGAGCAACAUGGCUCUCCCCAAGUGGCAGCAGCCACUGCCACGGAGCAAGGGAGACAACAGGGACGAGCUGUACUUCAGUGUGGUGUAGAUCCCCUACCCCCCCCGGCUCCAUGGUUCC